Molecule: messenger RNA, 304 nt
Organism: Paramecium sonneborni
Lineage: Eukaryota; Ciliophora; Oligohymenophorea; Peniculida; Parameciidae
Source: the annotation of a GenBank genome assembly
AUGAAAAGUGUGGAAUAGUUAUUCCCUCAAUUUGAGAUAGUUAAAAUAGUUAAAUAAAGCUCAUUUAGGAAGUCAUUUAUAGUUAAAAGAAGUGCUCAUUAUUACAUGUUAAGAAUAUUUACAUUGGAGAGUAUACCUAAGGAUAGAGUGCAUAAUAUAAUAAAAUUACUUACAAAGUUAUCUAAUCAAAAGAACUCAUAUAAUGUGAAGUUUUAUGAAGCUUCUUUAGAUUAAGAGAUGACAUAUUUAGGGUAUUAGUAUAAAUUUUGAUAAUUAGAAUAGUGAGUGAUUAUUUAGAUAAAUA